This is a messenger RNA of Athene cunicularia (burrowing owl), 939 nucleotides long. It is a transcript of the gene UPK3A, whose product is annotated as uroplakin 3A. The record is from RefSeq and is a predicted model, not a curated record. NCBI's taxonomy places the organism in Eukaryota, Metazoa, Chordata, Aves, Strigiformes, Strigidae. The coding region runs from base 45 to 836 and encodes 263 amino acids. The transcript is spliced from 6 exons.
AGCUUUCUUUUUCAUUUUGUGACAGGUUUCUGGAGGGCUCAAGCAUGCGUGGCUGUUGGGCUGUGUUAGCCUUUUGCUGCUUGGGGCAGCUGUGUGCAGAUCAAAGCAUGAAGCCUCGGACUGCAGCCCCUCAGCUUGCUACAAAUAAUCCCACUCUUACUACAGUUGCUCUAGAAAAACCUUUCUGUAUGUUUGACAGCUCGCUGUGCCCAAAUAAAUCUUGCAUCAUCUACUUGUACGCAAUGAAGGAAUCAGCGAGUGCAAUAAGCUCCCAGGUGACCGACAACACCAGCAAACCACUUGACAGCACCUUCCACCAAACAAGCGGGGGGCAGCUCGGCCCUUACAAGGCUGCCUUGUUCAACGUGCCCGACUGUGCAUCGCCUCCCAAACUCGCUGACCUAGGAGAUGUCAACAAAGUUUCUGAUAUCCUGAAACAAUACCUCUUCAGAGUUGGGGAUGAUGUGAAUUGUUUAUAUGACCCGAACUUUCUGGCUGUCUGUAACCCACCUCUUGCACCGGACACAACGUACAGGUUUAAAUACGUAUUGCUAGAUAGCACUGAAGGUAUUGUGAAAGACCAAACUCUCUGGUCUGAUCCAAUCAAAACCAGAAAAGUUAAACUUCCCUUGAAAAUUGAUACCUGGCCUGGUCGAAGGAGUGGAGACAUGAUUGUCAUUACAUCGAUCCUAAGUGUUCUUGUGUUCCUUCUGCUUGCUGGCUUUCUUGCUUCUGUGUCCUCUGCUGUCAUGAGAUCAGAAGAUUCUUCUGCAGAGACAAAGUGUGUGUCUCAGACGAUUCAAAGUGAACCAAGACCACAGUUAAGCUCUGAGUGAACCUGAUUCAAGUCUAGGGUGGAAAUCCAGCUGAACUGCUACAUGUGCCAGACCUACAGGACUGUCUCUCCUACUCCACACUAGUCCAAAACAAGCUGCAGAA